Messenger RNA from Canis lupus familiaris (dog), 3713 nucleotides. RefSeq names its product zinc finger protein 346 (gene ZNF346). The record is from RefSeq and is a predicted model, not a curated record. Lineage: Eukaryota; Metazoa; Chordata; Mammalia; Carnivora; Canidae. The transcript is spliced from 7 exons. Gene Ontology annotation, molecular function: double-stranded RNA binding; zinc ion binding. The coding region runs from base 48 to 980 and encodes 310 amino acids.
ACCAAGGUUUAUGAGUGACUAUCGGCCGGUUAGGGCUUGCUGGAAAGAUGGAGUAUCGCGGGUUGGGCACCGUAGAGGCCGCGGACAGUGGAGGGGCCCGGCCAUACAACAGCUCCGAGGAACGAGAAGGACGGGAACCGGACGGGCUGCGCUUCGACCGCGAGAGGGCGCGCCGCCUCUGGGAAGCAGUGUCCGGGGCCCAACCAGUGGGGAGGGAGGAAGUGGAACACAUGAUCCAGAAGAACCAGUGUCUCUUUACCAAUACCCAGUGUAAGGUUUGCUGCGCCCUGCUCAUUUCUGAAUCCCAGAAGUUGGCACACUACCAGAGCAAAAAACAUGCCAAUAAAGUAAAGAGAUACCUAGCAAUCCAUGGAAUGGAGACAUUAAAAGGGGAAACGAAGAAGCUAGACUCAGAACAGAAGAGCAGCAGAAGCAAAGACAAGAACCAGUGCUGCCCCAUCUGUAACAUGACCUUUUCCUCCCCUGUCGUGGCCCAGUCGCACUACCUGGGGAAGACCCACGCAAAGAACUUAAAGCUGAAGCAGCAAUCCACUAAGGUGGAAGCUCUGUCGAAACGCCUUACAAACCCUUUCCUUGUGGCCUCCACCUUAGCCUUGCACCAGAAUAGAGAGAUGAUAGACCCAGACAAGUUCUGCAGCCUCUGCCAUGCGACUUUCAACGACCCUGUCAUGGCUCAACAACAUUAUGUGGGCAAGAAACACAGGAAACAGGAAACCAAGCUCAAACUCAUGGCACACUAUGGGCGGCUGGCAGACCCUGCUGUCACUGACUCAUCAGCUGGGAAGGGCUACCCCUGCAAGACGUGUAAGAUAAUGCUGAACUCCAUAGAACAGUAUCAAGCUCAUGUCAGCGGCUUCAAACACAAGAACCAGUCACCAAAAACAGUGGCAUCACCCCUGGGCCAGAUUCCAAUGCAAAGGCAGCCCAUUGAGAAAGACUCAGCCACCUUGGAAGACUAGAGAUGUUUCUGUCCAGCACCCCAGGUUGAACCAGCCAUGAGCCAGCUUCCCGUUACCAUGGUCAGCUCUUGGCUCCCUCUUCCUCGUUUCUUAUACCUGGAGAACACAUAGACCUAAGGCAGGAGUGGGCCACAGAUAGCCUCUGAUUGGUCCAGGCAAAUACACCCCUGCUCUUCCCUUUUUGGAUGGACCCUGUAGGUCAGGACAAGGGAAGGGGGUGGAUCUUGAGAGGACUCGGGGCCUCACAAGAUAGUAGUUUGGAGGCCUUUCCCCUUCCCCAGUCCCCUUGGGCCACAUGUCAUGAGCCCCAGGCCUGUCUGUCAUCUGCAGGUCAGUUUUGAACCAGUCUCUGCAGCUAAAGAACUGAGCUCUCCCUGGGCUCUAGGCAGCUCCAAUAAAACCUGGAGCUUUCACACCAGACCUCGGCCUAGGUGGCAAAGGGUAGAUGGAAGUGGCUACCCCAUGGAAGUUUGGAGCUAAUAUGACACUCCAUAUUCCCCCCAAAAGUACAGGCUUUCCUGAACCUGGGACCAGAUACUGGCCAGUUAUACAGCUGUCUGCCCACUGUGAAGUUUCCUCCUGGAGCAAUGACACAGUCCUGGCAGAGCAGUGCUGUCCUUCUUGCCCCUUCUCCACAGUUCCUGAAUGGUGCUAAGGAUCUGCAGCAACUGGGGAAAAGCUAGAGCUGGAGGAGGCUUCAGUACCCUGUGGGCUCACAGAAAGCUUCAAGGGGGAGCCUUUCCCCUCCUCUAUCAGAGAGGUGCUCUGACCCAGGGUCAUGUGGGGAAGUCCCCACAUGGAAGUUCCCUUGAUGGUUCUGUGCCCUUAAAGGCAAAUUGCCUCAUGCCAGCCAGCUCAAAGGUUCAUUGCUGCUCCUUGGCUCUACUAGCCCUCUCCUCCUUAUGUAGCAAAUCACCUGCCCAGGUUGCUGUGGUGCUAGCCCUCUCCCAUCAUCCACCAGGAGAUUCCUGGGUACCAAGGAACAGAAUAGGACCCCCAGGAAAAGAAAGGAGAACUGGUACAGAUUUCUGCAAUGAGGAAAAAGAUGUUCCCCAGGCCCCAAACUUAGACUUUUCCAACUCUGCUGUGUUUUUAUGGCCUGGGACUUCACUGGGAGUGGGUUUUUCCUUGUAGCUUUUAAGCAGCAAUUCCAAGAAAUGAUAACCAUUGUAGGCCCCUAGCUGCUCUCGUGGCUUCUUCCCCCCAUUGCCUAUCCCUUUGCCUGUGAAAUGCCUUUACAUAUUUGUGUGUGUGUGUGUGUGUGUGUGUGUGUGUGUACGCGCACGCACGCGUGUUUAUGCUCUGUCUCUUGGUCUAAAUAAAGAAUUUAUCCAUGAGCCAGACUGCAGCUUGACAGACCUGAGAUUUGGUGCCAUAAUGCCAUUGGAUCUAAUAUGUGUGUCUUGACCACUUACCCUCACCCCUCUCAGAUUCCUGGGGCUUUAAAUAGUGAUCUUAAGAGGUGGAACAGAGAUAAACAUCUGAAUUGCUUGGCAACCUUGUGGAAGCCUUCCCAGGCUUAGUACAACCUCAUCCACUUAUCUGCCUCCCCCUGUACAGAGGGUCUCAUGGAAGUCUUUAAGGGGUUUCAGCCGAGAAUCUACUUUCUUUGAGAGGAUCAUUCUGGCUGGCUGUUAAGUGGAAAAGAGAUGCAGGGGAGAAGAACAAGAGACCAACAAGAAAGCCAAAAUGGAGGCUAUGUCCAAUAUGGCUCUCUCCAGGCUAAUCCCUUCAGAACUGAGCCUUAACCUCUUUCAUCUCCACUUCUCUAAUGUGGAGUGGUGUGUCCUGAACUAUUUGUUGAAUGAAUGCACAAAUGCAUGAAUGAGGGUAUAGGUAAGAAAGAUGGCCUUUUCCUACACAGCUCUUACUCAGAACUAGGUUUGUUCCAUCAACUUUUGGCCUAGAGAUUCUCACAGGAAGCUUUUCUAUGACCCAGAAAUGAGCUAGGGAAGUGUGAUGGCCUUAGGAGCCCUUUGUCCAACAUUUGUUUCAGAUAGCCAGAUCUGAGGAGGGUACCCAGGCAGCCUCAGCCCCCAUUCUUCACUCAGCAAACUGUUCCUGAGCACCUGCUUUUGACCAGCUGGGAAAGGCCCCACAUAGCCCCCAUGGUGGGUUCUCAGCUCCCAGCAUCCAAAGCUUAGACUGUCUCAGCAAUUUCCCUGGAGUCCUUCUACCUUAUCCAGGAUGUCAGAAUCAGCCUCAUCUAUCAGGCAAGGAAAUGAAGGGGAAAAGGGUGGGUAGGCUGCCAGAUAAUGAGCCCCUAGCCCAUAAGACUUCUUAGUCUAGAUUCAGGAGUCUCUACUAGCUGUGUGCCCAGCUCUGUUGGCAAGAGGGUACAGGAAUGAAUACUUUCUUGCCCUUGGGGAGAAAUACUAUAAAGAUUAUUAUCAAAAGAAAAAAAAAAGAUUAUUAUGGCAAUAGAGGGUCAUACAGGGUGCAGCAAGAAUGCCCAGGAUGCAGGCACUAACUUACCUAAGGGGAUGAAAAAGCUGCAUUUGAUCUGCCUAACUGCCUUUUGAGCAAGGUAAUGAUAUUCCAUUUUAUAGAAAAGACUCAAAGAUGUAUAUAGUAUUUUGCCCAAGGACCUGCCACCAAGAAGCAACAAAAUGGAGAGUAGAAUCCAGUUCUCUAGAUUCCUAGUCCAGAACCCUUUCCAAACAAGGAUGAAAAUACCUUCCCAAAAAAAAAAAAAAAAAGAAAAUACCUUCCCACAGGACCCCUGGGCCUGCC